UUUUCAUCCGUGAUGCGAUACGAGGCUCGUGAAGGUGGUGUUGAUGUUAAGAAGUAGAUGAUGAUUGAUGAGCAAUGGCAGCUCGUCCAAUCUCGAAUCAUCUUUGGAAUUUCCUCUAGCUGAUUCUGUAGCCAACUCUGUUUCCCUGCAUUCAACCGAUUUUUCAUACGUGUAGCUGGAAGACUCUGCUCUGCAGGAAGCAGGAACCUUUCUCCUUUCCUUAAAAAUCGUAUUCUUCAUUGUUUCGGGAUUUGAGGGAAGGCGCCGUACAAGCGUUUUGUACUUUUGAUUGGGAAGGGUUCCAUCGCAUACAUCAUUGAUAUGCCUGUUGCAAGUUCUGAUUCAACUGAUCCAGAUGCAGAACCUUUCGUUGAGGUCGAUCCAACUGGGCGAUUCGGGAGGUACAGCGACCUGCUUGGACACGGUGCUGUGAAAAAAGUUUAUAGAGCAUUUGAUCAGGAGGAAGGUACGGAGGUGGCAUGGAAUCAGGUUCGCUUGGCAAACUUCAGCGAUAAUCCCAUGUUCAUCAAUCGGCUUCACUCGGAGGUUCAGUUGCUGAGCUCGUUGAAUAACCAGUAUAUCAUCGUCUGCUACAACGUCUGGAAGGAUGAUGAACAUAAUAUGCUGAAUUUCAUUACUGAGGUCUGCACAUCAGGGAACCUGCGGAAUUACAGGAAAAAGCACCGCCAUGUGUCCAUUAAGGCCCUGAAGAAGUGGUCAAAGCAAAUACUUGAGGGACUGGACUAUCUCCACACCCAUGAACCAUGCAUCAUCCACAGAGAUCUCAACUGCAGUAAUAUCUUCAUUAACGGAAACACCGGUCAGGUUAAAAUUGGGGAUCUCGGACUGGCAGCAAUUGUGGGAAAGAGCCAUAUCGCGCACACAAUCAUAGGGACUCCAGAGUAUAUGGCACCGGAACUAUACGAGGAAGAUUACACAGAAAUGGUGGACAUUUACUCAUUUGGGAUGUGCUUGCUCGAGAUGAUUGCAAUGGAGAUACCAUACAGUGAAUGUGAUAGUAUUGCUAAGAUAUACAAGAAGGUGACGACUGGGAUACUGCCUCGGGCCAUGAAAAAGGUGACUGAUGCAGAAGUGAAGGCCUUCAUCGAGAAGUGUAUAGCCAAGCCCAGGGCAAGACCUUCGGCCUCUGAUCUGCUCAAGGAUCCAUUCUUUUCCGAACUCAACAACGAUGAUGAGAGUGACCCCACAAGCUGAUAGCUCCGCCUCUCAAUGCUUUCGUCAUCGAACUUGGGAAACCAGCAGAUUGUAGCAGUGAUGGUAGAAUAAUGCGUCUCCUACAGUUUUGCAGUUGCCCUAAAUGAUCGUAAAAUUCCGUGGCUUCACCUCGAGAUCCACUCCCCCGGAUCCAUCAUAUUACUAUCUUCCUUAUCGAGCCUGCAGGUGGUCCAAUAAUGCGCUUACUAGUAGCAGAACAGAUGCACUGUGCUUGUUUCUAUCUCGGAAAGGAACCUCCCCGCAUAUAAUAGGUAAAGGGUGUACAGGGGAAAGGAAACAUAUGUUGCAUAUGGUGGAAGGCAGUUCUUCAAUUCUGAGGUAAAUCUUCUCUCAGACUAUAGAACUAGUGUUGUGAAUUCCGACCACAUUGUUCAUAGAUAUAGUAGAAACCGCCUUGUCAGAUUUCGCUUUCUUCAACAAUGUUAGAUGCUGCAUAUGUCUGCAAAGAAGGCCACUUCUGAAGCCUCGUGUACGUAGCAACUGUGUUCAACAUUGUUAUAAAAUGUUAAAAUAGGUUCACAGUUCUUGGGACCAAAGUAGUAUGUAUCAAUCAAGCAGUCCUCUUACAAAGCAUCAAUGCAACGAAGCCCUUCACGUUUCCAGUUCGCUU
Molecule: messenger RNA, 1846 nt
Organism: Punica granatum (pomegranate)
Lineage: Eukaryota; Viridiplantae; Streptophyta; Magnoliopsida; Myrtales; Lythraceae
Source: RefSeq, a predicted model, not a curated record